AUGGAUACAAAUGGGUCUUCGAAUGCAACACCGAGUCCUCGUAUUUCCAUUAGACGAAGAGUUGCCGAUGCUGGCGAUUCUUACGACGAUGCACACACGGAUGCAGCUGGAUUGCCCACUUAUCAGUUCAUCGCUGUGGGUGCAUUGACAUUGGGUCUGUACAUUGGCUUGGUCUUUUCAAGUAUGCAACUGCCGUUUAUCGGUAAACCACACACAUCGAAACAGCCACAAUUGAUUCAAUCUCCUCCAUUGUCGUCCCUUCAUCAGAUUUAUCAAGAACAGGCUGCUGCUCAAAUCAAUGCCUUGAAUGAAGUGAUACAAACACAAAAAGAAGCAAUGAGUAAGCAAGCUAAAGAACUUGCUGCUCUGCAUGCAGCUGUUCGUGUUCCUUAUAAAGUAGCUACUCCCAAAUCAGGCACAGAUGUGCAUAGGAAGAAUGUAAAGCAUAAAUAUACUCCUCAAAUAAAUAAUCCAGAUCAGGAAGUGGACUCUCCAAAUGAAAAAGGAACGACGGGUAAAGCUGCGCUUAAUACUAAACACGAUGCGCAUGACACUCAACUUCGACAGCAUCAGCAGAUGGUGGAUCUCACGUUGAGUUCAAACAAGAAGGAUGCAUCUGAUAUCAAGCUUCAACCAAGCACAUCAGACAUUACCGAGGUGACGGAUUGGAAAACUCUUCCUAGCUCAUCAGUGUGGUGCUAUGGAUCUAAACGUGCAGAUAGAGUGUGUCGAUUCAGAAACCUUUGCUAUCAUCCAAAGCAUGAUGAUUGGUUUAUUCUUAAAACCAACAGCUCUGUUCUCCACAACGUUCCGGAUCAGGUUAAAUCUGAGACAUUGCUUGAAACGGGAACGGUUGAAAAUCAUCCCUACUUUUUCUGGAACUAUGUCGAAGCAUCUCCGUUUCAUCCAUCGUUACAGAACAUCAAAGUGCGUUUUGAAGAUCUACCACAUUUUAUUUUCAAACGACUUCAUCCAAAAAAUAUCAUGCACAAUCUACACGACGACUUGCUGGGCAUGUAUUACAUGCUAAAAGAAUUUGUUGGUCGAGGAACAUCGUCCAGAUAUAUGCCCUUUUCGUUGGAUGGCCAUCGCGUAUUGAUUAUUGAUCCGUAUGAUGCCACAGAUUCCACCAGAAUAUUUCAAUACCUUACGAAUUUUCCGCUCAGAUUCAGUAGUUAUUUGAAGCAGAAAAACGAAGAGCAUAUUGUGACUUGCUUUCGUGAUGCAUAUGUAGGCAAUACAAAGUUGACCACUUGGUACCAGUACGGAUUUAAUGAACCUCAAGGCCCAAUUGCUGGAAAAUCCGUCAAUGGUAUGUAUCUUCGUGAAGUGGGUGAAUGGUUUAUGCGUAGAUUGGUACUUCCACUUGGUCACGAUGAAGAUCCUACAAUCAAAGAUUUACAUCCUUUACCAAGCCUGCCUUCAAAUGGUACCUAUGGCAAGGAAGUGGAUUUCCAAGACACCGAUACUAUUGUUGUUCUUUCUCGCAAGGGGAACCGAUUGAUUUUAAACGAAGAGCAAAUGGCUAAAGAUCUUGAAAAGGCGUUUGGAUACAAGGUUAUAUUUGUAAGCAAUGAGCAGCACACGUUUGAGGAACAGAUUGUAUUUUUAAGAAAAGCACGAAUUGUUAUUGGAAUGCACGGUUCUAUUCUUGUAAUGGUCAUGUUUUGUCGUCGCGGAACUGUUGUAAUAGAGAUGUAUCCAUUUGCGGUUCCUGGAGAUCACUACACACCCUACAAAACCUUGGCAAGUUUGAACGGAAUGGAUCUUGUAUAUCGCAAGUGGGAGAACAAACAUUCAUCCAAAUCCGUUGCACAUCCACACAACCAUCCGCUUCACGGUGGCAUUGACACUCUACCACUUUCUGAGCAAACCCUCAUUAUCAAUACGCUGACUGUGCCACAACACAAGUGUUGUGCAAGUCCUUAUUGGCUGUACCGUAUUUAUCAGGACACCGAAGUGACCACUUCGGAAGUCAUUGAAAUUAUCAACGAUGCCUUGGUAGAAUCACGCAAGACUCUAGUUCGUGUUCGUGAAACCAAUUUCCACAAAGUUGAUGUUUUACCUGCUCUUGUUAAAAACAUUCGUUGCCUAGAGCAUGCCAACCGUCCACCUAAUACGCUAUGGAUGGCUUGGGAUCCUCCAUGGAAUGGAGUCAAAAUCGAAAAGUGGAAUGUACACACCAUGAAUGAUGGUAGCAACUACAUCACUAUGGGAUCUGAGCCUACUAUUUCAAUUCCAAACCUAAAAACCAACACCACGAUUCGAGUAUUUAUUCGACCAGUGAUUGGUACAUGGAAAGGAGAUUGGAGCUCACGAGGAGAAUGUGUUGUUUAG
Molecule: messenger RNA, 2337 nt
Organism: Batrachochytrium dendrobatidis JAM81
Lineage: Eukaryota; Fungi; Chytridiomycota; Chytridiomycetes; Rhizophydiales
Exons: 6
Coding region: 1-2337 (778 amino acids)
Biological process (GO): protein O-linked glycosylation via mannose
Cellular component (GO): endoplasmic reticulum
Molecular function (GO): protein binding; protein O-acetylglucosaminyltransferase activity
Source: RefSeq, a predicted model, not a curated record